Molecule: messenger RNA, 1239 nt
Organism: Plasmodium fragile
Lineage: Eukaryota; Apicomplexa; Aconoidasida; Haemosporida; Plasmodiidae
Exons: 2
Coding region: 1-1239 (412 amino acids)
Source: RefSeq, a predicted model, not a curated record
AUGCUCAAGGAGGUUGACGAUAUACUGCAUGAGUUAACCCGCAUACUUGGCUACAGUGCCGGAUGGGUCGCUGGUGCCUGUGGAAGUAUGUAUAACACAUCGGAGACGGCAACAUGCUUCAGAAGGUGUACGGAAAUUGUAAGUUUAAUGCUAUAUAUGAAAGGAUAUGACUAUGACAGGCAACAAUAUACGUGGGGUAAAAGAACAGUGAAGGAAAAAACCGCAGAACAGUUUAAAGAAUAUUUAACAUGUGUAGUAGCGGGUGAGGUUUUAUUAAGACUAUAUGGGAGGAAUAAUGCUCAUUUAGAGGUAAUGCACGAGGUUUCGGAACAGUUAAAACAGGAGACACUUCAGGGGACCCCGGUUAAACAUGGUAUAUGUGAGAAAAGGGAUUUUGCAACAAUAAUAUUUCAAUCCAGGGGUAUUGGACAAGGAAUAAAAAAUCGAUUAGAUGAGUUAAAUGCAACUGUGGUAACGCGAAGAGGUAGCAGUGGGCGAUGUGGAUCAAGGAGAUGUGCAUGGGACAAUACGGAGCAAGCUGAUAAAGGCGAUAAAAGCAAGAGUGACAGGGAAUGUAAGGAAAAUGCGGAGCACGCAGUGAUACAACAGACGGGGGAUACGCAGCUAAUAAUCGAAUGGAUUGAGGCCACUCCCAACAGCCCCGUGAUGAAGUUGUUCCAGAACAUACGGAAACCAGGGGGAUCCCAGGGCAAAUGUGACAUACAGAAGAAGGUAAAGGAGAAGGUCCAGGAAAUGCAGAACACAGUGAACAGGACAACAACGACCACUGUGAGAGGGGGGGCACGCACACGGGGCUCGGCACCUAGAGGUGGCAGGGGAGGAGGAGGGGCAGGAUUUGGUGGAAGAGGUGGACGGGGUGGAUCUGUGGGAGUAGGAACGGGAAGAGGAGGAGGACCAGGGGGAAUAAGUAGAGGUGCGCAUCCUAGUACACCAGGACGGGCAGGAACAGGUCCUGGGGAUGCAUCGACUACCGUUAGCAAACCCGCCCCGGCCAAACCCGCCGAUGGGCAACCACCAUCACCAGCCAAACCAGCACCACCAGCACCCGGCAACGGAACAAACACCGCUGCCAAACCAGUAGCAGCGAAACCAAAUGCGGCCGCGGGGAAACCACCGGUAGGAACGAAACCGGAGAACACGAAGACGGCGGGAUCAACGAAGAUUGUAAAUAUGCAACAGGAGGAUGGGCGGCACAUGAAUGGGAGUAGCACAUUAUAA